AGAACCUUGGCCAAACAUUUUGCUUCUAGCCUCCACUUUUGGCAUAAUCAAUUAAUAAAAGAUGCCGAAAUAAAUAAAAAAUUUAUGAGUAUGUAUAUUAAAUUAAGAACUUCGAAAGGCUUGGAAGCCAAUGCAAUAUUUGCCGAAAUAUGCAAAAUGCUCAUCGAAAUGUUUGAAGACACAUCAAAACUGGCAAUUGUCGGUUUUCCAGACUUAAUAAAAUUCCUGACCAUGGAUUCCGACGACGAAUAUUUCGUAUCCGAUGAUGUUCUUUACACAAGUAAUAACGCAUAUGUGAUGAGAAAAGGAUUCCCGCAUAAAAAUAAAAUCGACAAAUUACUCAGCAGAUUGUUCGAAAGUGGAAUCGUUAUUACAUUCUCUGGCGGUACUUUUGUCGAAUCAAAACUAAAAUCGUCGAAUGAUUGGAGACCUUUGUCUCUUGAAGACUUGUUUGGUCCAUUUGUUGCGCUUAUCGUAGGUUACGCCUUAUCAUUUUCUUGUUUCCUUGCCGAAUUCCUCGUCGGAAUGACUCUCAAUCGGAUUGCUCCUUUCAAGUAGUAAAUUAAUAAAAUUAUCGAACUUUUCGUUAGCACAGCUAAGUGGAAAGAUCGGAGGUGUAGGGGAGACC
Messenger RNA from Centruroides sculpturatus (bark scorpion), 628 nucleotides. RefSeq lists its product as uncharacterized. The record is from RefSeq and is a predicted model, not a curated record. Lineage: Eukaryota; Metazoa; Arthropoda; Arachnida; Scorpiones; Buthidae. The coding region runs from base 85 to 558 and encodes 157 amino acids. The transcript has 2 exons.